This is a messenger RNA of Sesamum indicum (sesame), 726 nucleotides long. NCBI's taxonomy places the organism in Eukaryota, Viridiplantae, Streptophyta, Magnoliopsida, Lamiales, Pedaliaceae. The record is from RefSeq and is a predicted model, not a curated record.
AUGGGCAACUCCGGCGAACUUCCGGCGCCCCUGCCGGAGGACAUCAUUCGCGAAAUUCUCCACCGUCUGCCGGUGAAAUCCCUUGUUCGAUUCAGCAGCAUAAACAAUUCAUGGCGAAAGCUACUCCUGUCAGAUCAAAGUUUCGUGUACUCCCACCUUGAACAUGCAACAAACAACAACGUCAAUCGCCUCACCGAUGUUUUGAUCUACAGCAACUGCUACCCUGAUUAUCUCCCAACUUCCACAAUCUCGGACGUGGAGACAUCGUCGUCAAGCUCAAGAACACGGAAAGGGCUGUUUCUGUGGAACCCAGCGCUGCGAGAGUGCCGGGCUCUUCCUACCUGGGCGGACAGGUGGUUUCCUGAUUUAGACUUCAUAGUUUUCGGCUAUGAUUGUCGGAAUCAAGACUACAAAGUCCUGAAAAAGCAUAGGGGUUUGAAACGGGCCGAAUUAUACAGCCUGAAUCGAAACUCCUGGAAGUUAAUCAGUUGCGACGGUCUCUCCGUCAAGAACAAACCGGAGCGCUUCACUCCACCUUCCCUGGAACUCGACGGGCGACUGUACUGGAUCUCUGAGUGCAUAGGCGUCGGAUCAGUUCGUUCGUUGAUAUCGUUCAAUAUCUCUACAGAAAGAUUCGACGAGUUCCCGAUUCCCGAUUCCCGAUUCCCGAUUCCCGAUUCCGUCCCUCCGAUCAAACCCUGUGGGGCUCUAGGAGUGUUCAAGUGA